AUGAUAAUUGAUACGACAGAAGUACAAGAUAUCAAUUCUUUUUCUAGAUUGGAGUUUUUAAAAGAGGUCUACGGAAUUAUAUGGGCCCUUAUUCCUAUUUUUACUCUUGUAUUGGGAAUCACAAUAGGCGUACUGGUAAUUGUAUGGUUAGAAAGAGAAAUAUCCGCAGGACUGCAGCAACGUAUUGGACCUGAAUACGCCGGCCCUUUGGGAGUUCUUCAAGCUCUAGCAGAUGGGACAAAACUUCUUUUCAAAGAAAAUCUUCUUCCAUCGAGAGGAGAUACUCGUUUAUUCAGUAUCGGACCGUCCAUAGCAGUCAUAUCAAUUUUAGUAAGCUAUUCAGUAGUUCCUUUUGGCUAUCACCUUGUUUUAGCGGAUCUCAAUAUCGGUGUUUUUUUAUGGAUUGCCAUUUCCAGUAUUGCUCCCAUUGGACUUCUUAUGUCAGGAUACGGGUCAAAUAAUAAAUAUUCCUUUUUAGGCGGUCUACGAGCUGCUGCUCAAUCAAUUAGUUAUGAAAUACCAUUAACUUUAUGUGUGUUAUCAAUAUCUCUAUUAUCUAAUAGUUCAAGUACAGUUGAUAUAGUUGAGGCGCAAUCAAAAUAUGGUUUUUGGGGAUGGAAUUUGUGGCGUCAACCUAUAGGGUUUAUCGUUUUUCUAAUUUCUUCCCUAGCAGAAUGUGAGAGAUUGCCUUUUGAUUUACCAGAAGCGGAAGAAGAAUUAGUAGCAGGUUAUCAAACCGAAUAUUCGGGGAUAAAAUUUGGUUUAUUUUAUGUUGCUUCCUAUCUAAACCUAUUAGUUUCGUCAUUAUUUGUAACAGUUCUUUACUUGGGCGGUUGGAAUAUCUCUAUUCCGUAUAUAUUUGUUUCGGAGCUUUUUGAAAUAAAUCAACAAUAUGAGGUUUUUGGGGCGACAAUUGGUAUCUUUAUUACAUUAGCUAAAACUUAUUUGUUUUUGUUCAUUCCUAUCGCAACAAGAUGGACUUUACCUAGGCUAAGAAUGGACCAACUGUUGAAUCUUGGAUGGAAAUUUCUUUUACCUAUUUCUCUCGGUAAUCUAUUAUUAACAACUUCUUUCCAACUCUUUUCACUGUAA
Ziziphus jujuba (common jujube) is the source of this 1092-nucleotide messenger RNA. The record is from the annotation of a RefSeq genome assembly. Lineage: Eukaryota; Viridiplantae; Streptophyta; Magnoliopsida; Rosales; Rhamnaceae.